Messenger RNA from Misgurnus anguillicaudatus (oriental weatherfish), 1368 nucleotides. RefSeq lists its product as uncharacterized. NCBI's taxonomy places the organism in Eukaryota, Metazoa, Chordata, Actinopteri, Cypriniformes, Cobitidae. The record is from RefSeq and is a predicted model, not a curated record. Gene Ontology annotation, molecular function: protein binding.
AAUCACGCUUUUCGGCUGAUAUUUUGUAAUAAAGCUUUUAUUCAGAUAUUACUUUAUUCAAAUAUAAACAUAUUGUACUAGUUUGGAUAAUUAAUGAAGCCAUUUUCCAAAAGUAAAUGAAGUGCAACCUAAGACACACAGCGCGCGCGCACGCUGCCCUGUUUGACCUCAGUGCGCGGAUCAGUGAACCUGACGCAUGCGCACAACUCACAGUCACCUGUCGCACUUAAACACGGUCGCUUUUUCUGCAUCAAUGGGAAAUCGCGCUAUAUUCUUCAUAAACAACCCGCGUCACUGCGUGUCAAAUGCCAAAAGAAUCCGUCAGAACCCACGGACAUGUCCGAAAGUUCCUCUGGAGUGAACACCAGCAGUGAAAGUUUCCCGAAAUCUCAGUCUCACUUCUCAGAGUUAAGUGAUUCACACAGCCCUCUCUCUGUGGAACUGACUCCAGAUUCUGGCAUUGUUGCCACACCCCUGCCAUCCAGUCGGUUCAGGUUCGCCUCGUGGCAUUGGUUAGAGGAGCACGAUGUCCGUGGAGACCAGCUCGCCUGUCCCAGAGUCAGAGAGGGUAAGAGGUCAUUUGUGACCCUGGACCACAGAACCAGUCAUAAGUUACCAGGCCCAGCUGAAGAGGAGCUGUCGGUUAACAGCGAAGACAUAUUUCUCAGAGCCGGCAGGAGGAAGAGGAGAGAGGAGGGAGGACAGAAAUGGGAGGAAAGACUUCAGGAGAACUGGGAGAAUUGUGUGGAACUCAAUUUGUCCUAUCAGGACCUGGGAGAUCCAUACCAGCUGGAGAACUUCACCCGUAUCCUGAAGAGAUUAAUCCGAGUGGAACGUCUUCAACUGGUUAACAACUCUCUGAAAGAUAUCAGUUCUGUUAGACUGCCAAGAUGUAAAAUCCUAAAUCUUCAUCAGAAUGGUUUGAUGUCGAUUCGUCAGCUGCCAAAGGUUCCUGAGAUUCAACACUUGUGCCUGUCUGAAAACAGUAUUUCAUCAGUGAAUGAGUUGUGUUUACUGAGGAAUACACCGCUGCAGUCUCUCACUCUCAAACACAACCCCUGCCAGUUUCUACAGCACUACCGCUCACGUGUGUUCGCCUGUUUGCCAAACCUCAAGGUUCUGGAUGGCAUCCCAAAGCUGCCGGAAGACUGCGUGCCUCCCCCGUCACCAGAAGCAUCCAGAUUUUGUAUUAUUUUCUGAGACCGAACGGCACAGACAGGAACACAAUGAAACUCUGAAACUCAGACCUUAAAGGCAGAACCUAAAGCCAAGAUUCAAUCCAAUGUACUGUACUGUCAGACUGUAUUUAUAAAAUGUACAUUUACGUGACUUAUUAAAGCUAUUUUUGUACCUCUAGUUUACAUUUGA